This is a messenger RNA of Cicer arietinum (chickpea), 1523 nucleotides long. RefSeq names its product autophagy-related protein 18a. The record is from RefSeq and is a predicted model, not a curated record. Gene Ontology annotation, molecular function: protein binding. Lineage: Eukaryota; Viridiplantae; Streptophyta; Magnoliopsida; Fabales; Fabaceae.
UCACUUCAAUGGCCACUCUUAAACCCCAACUCUGAUCCCAAUACAGAUUCGAACCCUAAUUUUCUCCCCGACCAAUCCCAAACCCUUGAUUUCGAUUCUUUAAUGUCUUCUCAACCUCAAUCUCCGUCCCACCACACCCCCGUCUCUUCGCCGGAAUCUUGCCCCACCACACCACCGCCACCUCCGUUGCUCCUUCAACUUUCUUUUAACCAAGAUCACGCUUGCUUCUCCGCCGCUACAGAUAACGGCUUCCGCAUCUUCAACUGCGACCCUUUCCGUGAACUCUUCCGCCGUGAGUUUGAUGGCGGAGGAAUCGCCCACGUGGAGAUGCUUUUCCGUUGCAACAUAUUGGCACUUGUUGGCGGUGGAACUCAGCCUCAGUACCCUCCCAACAAAGUCAUGAUAUGGGACGAUCACCAAGGGAGGUGCAUCGGUGAACUUUCUUUCCGAGCCGCCGUUCGCGGCGUUCGACUCCGGCGGGAUCGAAUUAUCGUCGUUGUGGAACAGAAGAUAUUCGUUUACAACUUCGUUGACCUAAAGCUGUUGCAUCAAAUUGAAACAAUCGCGAACCCUAAGGGGCUAUGUGCAGUUUCACACUUGUCUGAUUCUCUUGUUCUUGCUUGCCCUGGUUUGCAUAAGGGUCAGAUUCGCGUCGAAAACUUUGCGCAGAAGAAGACAAAGUUUAUUUCUGCUCAUGAUUCAAGAAUAGGUUGUUUCGCUCUCACACUUGAUGGACGGAUAAUUGCCACCGCCAGCGUCAGGGGUACGCUGAUUCGGAUUUAUGAUACGGAUCAUGGCACACUACUUCAGGAAGUAAGAAGGGGUGCCAAUGCAGCUGAGAUAUUUAGUUUGGCAUUUUCUUCUACUGCUCAGUGGCUAGCAGUUUCAAGUGACAAGGGUACUGUCCAUGUUUUUAGCCUUAAGGUUAAUUCCGGUGUCUCUGAGCAUGAAAAGUCUCAAAGUUCAUCGAGUUCAGAUGCAGCGGUUGCCCCGUCUAGCUCAUCUCGUUCCUUCAUUAAAUUUAAAGGAGUGUUGCCCAAGUAUUUCAAUUCAGAGUGGUCAGUGGCUCGGUUUCACUUACAUGAGGGCACCCAGUACACAGUUGCAUUUGGUCUCGAAAAGAAUACAGUCAUAAUUCUUGGCAUGGAUGGAAGUUUCUAUAGAUGCCAAUUCCAUCCAGCACAUGGAGGUGAAAUGACCCAGUUGGAAUAUCAGAACUUUUUAAAGCCAGGAACAGCCUUGUGAGAUGAAAUCCUGUAGUUUGGUGACGCUUAUCUUUUAGUUAGGGUUGUUUCUACAGGAAUAUGCACCGUGUAAUAAUAAUAGAAGUAGAUGAUGAGUGUAAAUGUGUAAUUAGUAAUAGAUUGGAUUCGAUGGGAGGCUGAGGUACGCAAACACCAUUAUUGUUUACUAUGGGUCGAUCUUGUUGCUUCCAUUGUAAUAUUUGUAAUUAUAUAGCUCACUAUUUUUUUAAUACUAAUAAAUAUUGAAAGCUGUGGUAAAGCAAGCAAUCACUUUCCUAA